Molecule: messenger RNA, 2037 nt
Organism: Cryptococcus wingfieldii CBS 7118
Lineage: Eukaryota; Fungi; Basidiomycota; Tremellomycetes; Tremellales; Cryptococcaceae
Exons: 5
Coding region: 1-2037 (678 amino acids)
Source: RefSeq, a predicted model, not a curated record
AUGCCUCUGACUAUGCCACCCCUCGGACCCCUCCAACCCCCCGGCGACACUCCGCGCGUGCCCGUCCGGCAAAUCAUGGCUGAAUUCGUCCCCAGCGCCCUCGACUUCAGUUCUAUCGAUGAAGAGGUAUCCCGCGAUUCCACGGUGUCUUCCGUCGACGUACUCGCCGAAACUGAAGGGGACGGUGUACGAAUCAUCAAGGACACGGGGAUGAAUGAUCGCUUCCUCGCGGCUCUUGAUAAUCAAUUGCCCGCUCACAUCCUUGCUUCAAAGCGACUGUUGACCAUCAUCUUCCGGAAACAGGCUUUGGACGAGCGUUACGGUGAAGCGGGAAAUCAGCAUAUCUACAGUGAGCGCGAUCUCCCUGUCAUGAUGGAGGAGACGUUUUGGAGAUAUGUAAACCUUGUCAUGGAGAGCAAAGCCCUGGACAAGAACCUCCGCGGCGAGUGGCGGUCAUGUGGAUCAAGGAAUGGUGGGGUGCGUGGCUGGAUUUGUGUCCGAAAGGUAGAUGGAAAGGUCCAAGCACUCUCUGAGACCAUAAUGCCCAGCAUGCUCAGGGAUACCUCCGAUCACGCCGGAAGAGUGCAGCGACUUUUGGAAGAGGCGUCAAAGCCAGGAGGGAUGCGGGUUAUCGUGACGGGCGAGAAGUCGGUGGGGGUUGUUGAGGAAGAUGGAGCAGAGGUCCCGGGUAUGGAGUACUGGGCGAAUUGUAUAGCGCAGUUCUGGGAGAAGUACAGACUAUUCGACACGGCGAACAUCAUGCUUUUGAGCUCGUCUGAAAUCUAUCUGCCACUUGAACGGGACCGCUCAGCUCCAAACAUCUUGCGCGUUGGUUUGUCGAUUGCCAGAGAUGCAGGGAUGACAGGUGCAGGCGACGGAGCCCUGACAUGUCUUGAGCUCGCCAUCGCCUCUACCCUCUCCCUCCCAGCCCCAUCCCACGUUCUACCGUUUCUGCCUCUCCCCAAACUCAAGAUCGAGAAUGCAAGUAGCGAAGGUCAGGGUGGGACCUUGGCGGGAGUGUUUACAAGUAUGUGUAGAUGGGCCGGGAUCAGAGGCAGCAAGGAAGCAGGCAAACAACGAAAGGCUAAGAGAAGGAGGGUGUCUAAGCAGGGGCAAGAUCUCAGUGAGAAUCGCUUUGAGAGUGUACGCAGGUCAAGCGGUUCAGCUCAUCCCUUUGUGUGGGCUCGCCUUCACUUCCAUGGCUGCUCUUUGUCUGAUUCGGGGCGCUCCGUGGCGCAGCAUUUCUUCGGCCCUAUUGGCUUGUCCGACUCAUCUAUCUAUGGAUGGAUUGACAAGGACCUUGCACACCCCCAUCUCGACGACUGUACCAACAUAUUUUCGUCCCCACCCUUGCUUCCCAUCGCCGAUCCUCCCCUCACCCCUCGUGCCAAUCCUCGAAAAGAAGCUCCUAUCACAGCUGCCAUCACCUUGUCCUCCUCUCCCACCUUCUCUGUCUCCCAACCAAUCGAUGCUUCUUCAGCAUCCCUCACUUCCAGAGUUCCAGCCAAUCAUCCUGACGAUCUGCCCCCGCUCGUCGUCAAGACCAUGCGUCCCAGCACUUUUGACGACGCAAAAGGAUCGGCAGGGUACGGGACAGGUGCCGGGGCGGUGGAUGCUUGGGAAGCGGAGGUAGAGCUUUACGGGGGGGUGCUUUCUUGCCUGCAAGGCCAUAUCGUGCCCCGGUGUUUUGGAGCUCCACGGGGCCUGAUGUAUGUCAGUCGAGAGUGGGAAAGCAGGGAGAUCAACUUUCUGAUUUUGGAGCGUGUGGGCAGUGCUGUUUGUGCUAAGGACGAGGACCUGCCGCUGCUUCCUGAACAGACGAAGCUCGCUAUCUGUUCACUCUAUGAAGCACUGCAUAGCGUUGGGGUUAUUCAUGGAGACAUCAAACGCCGCCACAUCCGUCAGCGUGCAGAUGGUAGUCUGUGUAUCAUCGACUUUGAGGGUGCGAGACGAGUGUCGGAUGGGGCAUGGGAGGAUGAGAUGCUGGCGGAUGAGAUGGAGGAGGUCAAAGCCAUGCUGGGGUUCGGAAACGACUAG